AAGCAAUACAGUUUCAUGGAGAAAUGGAAUCAAAGUUCAAGUGAUUUCAUUUUGUUGGGGUUGUUUCCACAAAAUCGAACCGGCCUUCUUCUUUUGCUGCUCAUCAUCCUCGUGUUCUCUCUGGCCUUGUUUGGCAACUCAGCAAUGAUCCACCUCAUAUGUGUGGAUCCCAGACUCCACACCCCCAUGUACUUUCUCCUCAGCCAGCUCUCCCUCAUGGACCUGAUGUACAUCUCUAGUACUGUUCCCAAGAUGGCCUUCAACUUUCUCUCUGGACAAAAAAGCAUCUCCUUCCUGGGCUGUGGAGUGCAAUCCUUCUUUUUCCUGACCAUGGCAUGUUCUGAAGGCUUGCUCUUGGCCUCCAUGGCUUAUGAUCGUUUUGUGGCCAUCUGCCACCCGCUUCAUUAUCCAAUUCGUAUGAACACAAUGAUGUGUCUGAAGAUGAUCAUAGCAUCCUGGAUAUUGGGCUCCAUCAACUCUUUAGCACACACAGUCUAUGCCCUUCAUAUCCCUUAUUGCCGGUCUAGGUCCAUUAACCAUUUCUUCUGCGAUGUUCCAGCCAUGUUGCCCCUGGCCUGUAUGGACACUUGGGUCUAUGAGUAUGUGGUGUUUGUGAGCACAAGCCUGUUUCUCCUACUUCCUUUCCUUGGCAUCACUGCUUCCUAUGGACGGGUCCUUUUUGCUGUCUUUCAUAUGCGCUCAAAAGAGGGAAAGAAAAAAGCCUUCAGCACGUGUUCAACACAUUUAACUGUGGUGACAUUUUACUAUGCACCUUUUGUCUACACUUAUCUUCGACCUAGAAGUCUCCGUUCCCCUGCUGAAGAUAAGAUUCUGGCUGUCUUCUACACGAUCCUCACCCCCAUGCUCAAUCCCAUCAUCUACAGCCUGAGAAAUAAGGAGGUGCUGGGGGCCAUGACCAGAGUGUUUGGUAUAUUUUCUUCCACAAAAACGUGAUCAACCAUCCCUCCUCCUCUUUCAGUUGUCCCUGGACAAUGCCAUGAAGCAGUGCUGUCCACUGUAAAUAUAAUGUGAACCACAUGCAUGUCUUAAAAC
Nannospalax galili (Upper Galilee mountains blind mole rat) is the source of this 1053-nucleotide messenger RNA. Its product is annotated as olfactory receptor 2L13. The transcript has a single exon. Gene Ontology annotation, molecular function: olfactory receptor activity; G protein-coupled receptor activity. Gene Ontology annotation, biological process: G protein-coupled receptor signaling pathway. Gene Ontology annotation, cellular component: membrane. The record is from RefSeq and is a predicted model, not a curated record. Bases 16 to 954 code for a protein of 312 amino acids. NCBI's taxonomy places the organism in Eukaryota, Metazoa, Chordata, Mammalia, Rodentia, Spalacidae.